This is a messenger RNA of Lactuca sativa (garden lettuce), 534 nucleotides long. RefSeq lists its product as uncharacterized. Lineage: Eukaryota; Viridiplantae; Streptophyta; Magnoliopsida; Asterales; Asteraceae. The record is from RefSeq and is a predicted model, not a curated record.
AUGAAUAAUGAGAAACUAAAAACGAAAUAUCCUUCACAUUAUGAUUUAGAAUUACAUAAAUUAUGCUCUGUUUCCUCUCGUAUUGUAAAUACCGGUAACUUUUGGGAAUGGAAAUCUUGUCCAUUAUUAGGAGGAUUAUCCGCAGAAUUAGAAAGGUUAAAACAGGAGAUUGCUUCGUGUCAACUACAACCUGGUCAUGAUAAAUGGACAUGCUUGUUACCGCCAGAAGGAAGUUUCACAGUGGAAGCAAUCAAAAGGAGACUAGACAAAGUUGCACUGCACUCUUCCAGUCUUCCAUUGAUCAGUUGGUGCAAGGUUAUCCCAAUAAAGGUGCUCUGCUUUGUCUGGAGGGCUGCACAAGGACACAUUCCAUCUGCUAUAGCAUUACAAUCUCGUGGCAUGGAUAUCGACUCGACACUAUGUGGAACUUGUAUUGGUGAAGUUGAGUGUGCUGAUCAUAUUUUGAUGAGAUGCUCAUACGCAAAACUUAUAAUGAACAAGAUUUUCAAAUGGUGUGAAUUAAACAAAGAAUAA